AUAGAGAGUUUCGACACGAUUCCCCUUUAUUGUCCUUAUUGAUUCUCAUAAUUCAGCGUCAAAAUGACAAUCUGAAACGUGUUAACCUAUUAAUAUCAGAUCGUGCUGUUUCCAAUGUUAUCGUCAUUUAUAUUUGCUACAAUCAAACUGGUGGCGAUAAUGGUAUUAUUGAUUCUUAUUGCUUAUAUGAGAACACCGAAAUUCCUGUUGAGGAUAAUGUUCGAAAAACCUGUCAUUGAACACGUUAAUUAUUCAGAAAGUGGAAAUAACCAGGUUAUUGGGUCACUAUACCCUACUGGAUUUCAAAUGUCCAACCCUCACUUGUGUCCUGAUGAAGGUCUAAACAUUUCUCUUCUCAUAGCAGUGUUCUCCAGGCCAUCGCUAAAGAUGUCACGCAAUGCUAUCAGAAAAACUUGGGGACAAUUUUCGAAGCGAAGAGAUGUAUCCAUUGUGUUCUUCGUAGGUCAAACCGACAACGAAGUGACCAAAAUCCAUCUAGAUUUCGAACAGGAAUACUUCGCAGAUAUAGUGCAAGGAAGGUUUUCAGAUACAUAUUUCAAUUUGACCUUGAAGACGCUUUCAAUUCUGGAAUGGGUGCAGACUUUCUGCCCGAAAGCAGAUUUUCUUUUGAAAACUGACGAAGAUGUGUUUGUUCACGUAGAUAACCUCCUAGAAUUAUUGACAACGCUGGAUGUGGAAGCUAAGAAGAUUUACGGCGGGAUCGUGAAGAAGCUGGAACCUUACCGUAACGAGAAGAUAAAAUAUUUCAUAUCAACUGAGCAGUACAAACUGGAUCGAUUUCCAGAUUUUAUGGGUGGUCCUGGUUAUCUGUUCGCUGCCAGAUUGGCUGCAGAUUUAUAUUCGACUGCAUUGCAACUUUCGUAUAUCAAAGUCGAGGAUGUUUUAUUUACAGUUACAGGAUUGGUUUAACGAAUUAUGACAUGAGGCGGGCUGUUAUUCUACACAGUGUGUCAAGGAGUGAACAGUUUUAUAUCUGGAGGAUGAUACAUAGGAAGAAAAGGACUCUCUCGGAAUUGGAGCAAGAAAUAUUUUUCUCUCC
Messenger RNA from Harmonia axyridis, 1060 nucleotides. Its product is annotated as beta-1,3-galactosyltransferase 5-like. Gene Ontology annotation, cellular component: membrane. The transcript has 2 exons. Gene Ontology annotation, molecular function: hexosyltransferase activity. The record is from RefSeq and is a predicted model, not a curated record. Bases 115 to 930 code for a protein of 271 amino acids. NCBI's taxonomy places the organism in Eukaryota, Metazoa, Arthropoda, Insecta, Coleoptera, Coccinellidae.